GGUUAAUGGUUAAUUAUGUCUGAUGAUUAUAUCUGUAUGCCUGCAGACAUAUAUAGCUUGGCUGUGCCAGUCAACGUUGCUCCUGUUCAGACUAAAAACACGAGUCCAGAAACCAUCAGAAUGAAGACUGUCUUCUGUCUCCUCUUAAUUGCUCUCUUCGCUGCCAGUGAGGCCAAAGUGUUCACAAAAUGUGAGCUGGCGCAGGUCCUGAAGAAUGGUGGUUUGGAUGGAUACUAUGGCUACAGCUUGGCUAACUGGAUGUGCUUGGCUUACUAUGAGAGCCGCUACACCACCAACGCUGUGAACGACAAUGGCUGGAGCACUGACUAUGGAAUCUUCCAGAUCAACAGCUACUGGUGGUGCAAUGACGGCAACACUUCUGGAGCCAUAGGCGGUUGUAACAUCAGCUGCAAUAGUUUGAUGAAUGAUGACAUUACUGAUGACAUUACCUGUGCCAAGAGAGUUGUUCGGGACCCCAAUGGCAUGGGAGCCUGGGUGGCCUGGAACAAUUACUGUAAGAACAAGGAUUUAAGCAGCUUCGUCAGCGGAUGUGCUUUGUGAGAAGAUGAUGUAGAAUCAAUCCUUCGUCUUCCACUCCCAGUGCCAGAAGUACAUCAGAUGGCUCUUGAAUGUGUGUAGAAAAUGACUGGAUGGAAUAAAUUAUGUUCAAAAUAA
Messenger RNA from Rana temporaria (common frog), 675 nucleotides. Its product is annotated as lysozyme C-1-like. NCBI's taxonomy places the organism in Eukaryota, Metazoa, Chordata, Amphibia, Anura, Ranidae. The record is from RefSeq and is a predicted model, not a curated record. Gene Ontology annotation, molecular function: lysozyme activity. The transcript is spliced from 4 exons. The coding region runs from base 16 to 561 and encodes 181 amino acids.